Scatophagus argus is the source of this 4063-nucleotide messenger RNA. RefSeq names its product matrilin 4 (gene matn4). The transcript has 17 exons. Lineage: Eukaryota; Metazoa; Chordata; Actinopteri; Scatophagidae. Gene Ontology annotation, molecular function: calcium ion binding. Bases 758 to 2875 code for a protein of 705 amino acids. The record is from RefSeq and is a predicted model, not a curated record.
UCUUGUUUGGAUGAAUGUUUUGUGGUGGUCCACUCUGACUUGUGUUGAUGGAAGGAGGUCACCCACACACUCCUGAAAACACACGACACAAUGAUGUAUAUCAACCAACACCUGACUGAACACACCCCUCAACAUGUGGGCGCUUCUGCAGAGACUUUCAGUGGAAACAUCACCAAAUGUGAAGAGAAGAAGCCAGACGAGUAAAAGAACAUCAGAGUUCGUUGGUCUUGUUUUUAACCAAAACAAAAGGUAAAGCGUUUAACACCACGCGUUCCGUGCGCCCCGCCUCACCUCCAAAGCCCUCCGAGCCGCCUGGAGAAGCUCGGCUUCUCACUCCCCGCUGUUCGGAUUUCAAAGCCAGGAGGGGGUGGGGUCUCUGGCCUGACAAAUACCUCUCCUCCUGCCGUUUUAAUACCUACACUCCAUCCCUCCACCACCUCAUUCCAGCAGCGAGUCAAAGCGAGGGGAGGUCACGGAGCGGGACAGACAGGACGCAUUUUCACGUCCAGGCGCCCAUUCCUCAGUCAGGGCUUCUCUGAGAGUCCGGGAUAAACUUCAGCAAACUGUGACCUCACCUUUCGUACCCGGGACAUCGUGUGUGUGUGUGUGUUACGGGACUUCUUGUGCCUUGCCUGCCUUACCUGUCCCAUCCGCCCGUCCUCGGUGCGUCGUGUCCGGCCAGCAGCGUCCCCAGUUUUCAUCCAGUUCCAGCCGAGUCCUGCUGUGAGCGACUGUCUGCUAGAUCGCUAUCGUCAGGAUGAAGAUGAGACAGCUCAGAGGACUGUGUGGCUUCGUUCUGUUGACCCUGGCCGUCCUCGCUAGCGCCAGGCCAAAAGCAGGUCCUGAACAGAAAUGUAAGUCUGGCCCAGUGGAUCUGGUCUUCCUCAUCGACAGCUCCCGCAGUGUGAGGCCACAUGAGUUUGAGACCAUGAGGAAGUUCAUGAUUGACAUCCUGGACACUCUGGACAUUGGACUCAAUGCCACCAGAGUGGGAGUGGUCCAGUACUCCAGCCAGGUCCGCACUGAGUUCUCUCUGAAGACCCACGCCAAGCUGGACGCCAUGGUGAAAGGCAUCAAUCAGAUCAUUCCCCUCGCUCAGGGCACCAUGACCGGCCUCGCCAUCAAAUACGUGAUGAAUGUAGCCUUCACUGCUGAGGCGGGAGACAGGCCGAAGGUCCCCAACGUGGCUGUGAUCGUGACAGACGGACGUCCUCAGGACCGCGUGGCGGAGGUGGCGGCUGAGGCCAGAGACAAAGGCAUUGAGAUCUAUGCCGUGGGCGUGGCCAGAGCUGAUAUGACAUCACUGAGGGCAAUGGCGUCUCCACCCUUUGAAGACCAUGUCUUCCUGGUGGAGUCCUUCGACCUCAUUCACCAGUUCGGACUGCAGUUCCAGGACAAGCUCUGCGGUGUGGAUCUGUGUCUGGAGUCAGAACACGGCUGCGAGCACAUCUGUGAAAGCUCCCCGGGCUCGUACCACUGCUCGUGUCUGCCUGGAUACACUCUGAACGACGACGGGAAAACGUGUGCAGCCAUCGAUCUGUGCACUGAGGGAAAACACGACUGCGAACAAAUCUGUGUCAGCUCUCCUGCUUCCUUCACCUGCGACUGCAACAAAGGAUACAAACUGAAUGAGGACAAGAAGACCUGCUCAAUGAUCGACUACUGUUCGUUUGGGAACCACAGUUGUGAUCACGAGUGUGUGAGUGUGCUCAAUGGCUAUCACUGCCGCUGUAACGAGGGAUACAGGCUGCUGGAUGACGGCAAGACGUGUCAGGCCAUCGACUUGUGCGCUGAGGGGAAACACGACUGUGAACAAAUCUGCGUCAGCGCACCUGGCGUCUUCACCUGCGACUGCAAUGAAGGAUACACACUCAAUGAGGACAAGAAGACCUGCACACCCAUCGACCUGUGUGCCGAGGGGAAACACGACUGUGAACAGAUCUGCAUCAGCGCGCCUGGCGUCUUCAGCUGCGACUGCAACAAAGGAUUCAAACUGAACAAAGACAAGAAGACCUGCACGAACGUGGAUCUGUGUAACACUGUGGAACAUGGCUGUGAGCACCAGUGUGUGAGCACUCCAGGAUCUUAUUACUGCAUCUGUCCAGAGGGACAACUGCUGCAGGAGGAUGGCAAGAGCUGCGGCACCUGCAAGUCUGGAAACAUCGACCUGGUGCUCCUGAUCGACGGCUCCAAGAGCGUCCGCCCUCAGAACUUUGAGCUGGUCAAAAAGUUUGUGAACCAGGUCGUGGACUCCCUGGACGUGUCUGCUCACGGCACCAGAGUUGGUCUGGUUCAGUACUCGAGCCGGGUCAGGACUGAGUUCCCUCUCAACAUGUACCACACUGCAGAGGAGAUCAAAGCUGCAGUCAUGAAGAUCGAGUACAUGGAGAAAGGCACCAUGACGGGUCUGGCCCUUAAGCACAUGGUGGAGAACAGCUUCUCAGAGGCAGAGGGUGCUCGUCCCGCCAGCCGCAACGUCCCCCGAAUUGGACUGGUGUUCACGGACGGACGCUCCCAGGACGACAUCACAGAGUUCGCCAAGAAGGCCAAAGAAGCUGGUAUCACCAUGUACGCUGUGGGCGUUGGAAAAGCUGUGGAAGAUGAACUUCGUGAGAUCGCGUCUGAGCCUGUGGAGAAACAUUUCUACUACACCACCGACUUCACCGCCAUCAGCACCAUCGCCGAGAACCUCAAGCUCAACGUCUGCCCAGAGGAGAGUCAGGGGGAGAUUGAGGUGAAGGAUCCGUGUGCCUGUGAGAGUCUGGUGGAGUUCCAGCAGGCCACCAUUAGCAGCCUGGAGCAGCUCACACAGAAACUGGCGGGGAUGACUGCUCGUCUGGAGCAGCUGGAGAACCAGCUUCUCUCCAGGAAGUGAUCUGGCCGUCACAGCGAGCGAACGAGACACCACAGAGGAAGAACAACAGACUGAGGAGGAGGAGGAGGAGGAGGGCACAUCCUGACACGACCGUUUAAAGGGGAAAUCAGAAACCCCCUUGAAUCAACGGACAAAACCAAAGUGCCUUUUCACAAAGCCUUUGCAGCCUUCACUUGGCCUGUCGCUCUUCACGAGGACGACUUUUAUCUGAAAGCCUGUGAUACAGAAUCAUAUUCCUGGUAUCGACGUAAACGACAUAAUGUGUACACUUUUUUGUCUUCACUUUCUAAGAUUCUCCUCUGGGAGUUCAAACAAGCAGACUUAAGGCUAAAUUCCAUGUCACAUGUUAGACUUGGUCUGUGCAGCACAAAGCGGACCUGGGCUCUGCUCGGGAACCAGAGGGAACCGGAUUACUGUUUAGACACAAGCACAAAAUAUUAUUCAGUGAAAACGGUAGCCUCACACACACACACACACACACGUUUCUCUUAGUGCUGUUUAUAUUUGAUCUGUUUUGUACGCUUUGUUGAAUAUGAUGUAUUUAUAGCAGAUUGUUUGUUCCACAGUAGAACAGCAUAUUUUUAAAAAAGGAAUCAGAAGAAUGAAGUGUUGUUACAACUCCCAGCGUUAAACGGCUCACUUUCGCUCACAGUCUGCCCAUAGGAACCAGCUCUGAUCACAGAUCUCACUGGCUCCGCAGUGCGAGGACUGUCGUGAGACAUUUCCUCUAACUUAAGAGGCUAAAUCUGUGUUCUGUCGCCGAGGAGACAAUGUGACGACGUGGCCUUUCGUCCGGUCUUUGCUCUGCGACGUGCCUGAGUGUUCUCGGAGGGAAAUCCAAAAACCCUGCUCAGGUGGUUCGCUUUACGUUUUGGCUGGAGAUCCUGUCGGUCUUCACCCUGACGCCUUUCCUGACCCGCCUGUCCAGAUCGAGUCACACUUGCAGAGCGAGAGGCCUCGCUGGGUGCUGUAUGUAAAUUUAUGACCACCUUAACACUAGAUUGUCUCAUUCUUGUAGUUUUGUAUAAAAAAAAGACUUUGUAUGCCCCUUUAUAUAUGAAUACCUUUAUGUUGUUUUUUUUUGUAUAUUUUCUUAUAACUUUUCCCUUUUUGUACUUUAUCUGAUGAAUCCUUGUAUCACGGCUCAGAAGGCAAUAAAAAAGUGAAUCUUUACUGUAACUGAGUGCC